Molecule: messenger RNA, 4712 nt
Organism: Acanthochromis polyacanthus (spiny chromis)
Lineage: Eukaryota; Metazoa; Chordata; Actinopteri; Pomacentridae
Gene: aqp8a.2
Product: aquaporin 8a, tandem duplicate 2
Exons: 5
Coding region: 3653-4432 (259 amino acids)
Biological process (GO): transmembrane transport
Cellular component (GO): plasma membrane
Molecular function (GO): water channel activity
Source: RefSeq, a predicted model, not a curated record
AAAAGGUUUAUUAGUUGCACUGUGAUCAGAAACGUCUGCUACCCCAAUCCUACAUUCGCUUAUUCUGUGAGAGUCUUCUUGUCUCAUUAUAAAGUAAUCUAUUCUUGAAUGAACCAAGUGAGGAGGGGAGUAGAAUGUGUAGUCUCGUAUAUUGGGAUUAAGUUUCCUCCACACAUCCACCAUGCCAAUUUCCUCCAAAGUUGUGUUGAUUAAAUUUGUGAAUUUUUUGUUGCUCCUGUUGUUACUUGUCGUAUCCCAUUUCAGAUUUAAGACCACAUUCCAGUCCCCUCCACACACACAAAUCCCUUCUGCUUCUGCUAUGGCCGUAUCAAGAAAUGUUUCUUGAUACGCUUCACUUUCAGGUGGAGUAUAAAUGUUUACAAACAUAAUAAGAUUAUUUUCCACUUUACCCUUCACAAUGGAGAAUCGGCCCUCUUUAUCUUUUAUUUCCUUCAAAUUAUCACAUUUUAUUUUUUUAGAAAUCAAUAUUGCUACACCCCUUCUAUGGUUUUGAGAAUAUGAACUAUAAAAGAUAUUAUAGCCAAAUUUAGUGAGUUUCUCAUGUUCCUUCGGUCCUAAGUGGGUUUCUUGCAACAUUAUGAUAUGCAUGUUGUCUUUUCUUAUCUUCUGCAUCACCCUUGCUCGUUUGAUUGGAUUACCUAAUCCAUUAACGUUCAAUGACAUUAUUUCAAGUUUGUAAGUCUGCGCCAAAGAAAAAAGAUUCAAAUUGGUUGCUUGUCUUGAAUAACACAUAACUCUCAACUUCAAAAAUGAACUUUAAAAUUAAAAAAAAAUGCAAAACGAUCUUUGAAUAGAACAAUAAACAAAAUGAAUAAACUCCCAAAAUGGGGCAAUCAAUAGUCUCUCAUUUUCACCUCUAGUAGGUGAGGGGGGAAGCCUCCCUGUUAUAAUAGAGGGCCCCUGCUUAGAACCAGUGAGUAACUCAAUGAGUUUUUCCACUAAUUCUACCUUAGGUGUUUUAACUCCAUCAAGUCAGGCUGGAUGGAGUAUAGAGAUAACGCAAAUCAGCAUUCUUCACUUAUAAAUUAUCACAAAGCUCGUUAGAUCAGACUAUGCUUAUUCUUUAUGACAUCCGUGUCUCUCCACUUAGUCCUCGCGUUUCAAGUAGCAGUCUUCCACUGGAAUUCCUGAAGACGUUCCGUGCUCGCUUAGCUACGUCCCUCUCUCCGCGUCGGUAAACGUGUUGCCAAGGAGACGUCUCCUCCAGGCUUCGAGGCAGCGGCGUGUUGCCAGUUGUUUCUUCUCCGGGAUGGUCAGCAGGUAGGAAUCCCCUCCGACGUAAAUCUUUUUCAACUUCCUCCGCGCUGUUGUACAUCGAUGGGCCGCUGCUCCAAUGAAUGCGCAUCCGGGUAUAUGGAGUCUGGAAGCGGAUUCCCUUCUCUCUCAAAACUGCUUUAACUCUCAUAUAAGCUUUGCGUUGCUGGAUCACGUCUGGCGUGUAGUCGUGGUCAAACAAGAGAGUGUUUUCCCCAUCUGAAUCUGUCUUUUCCAGGCGUUUCGGAGAAUGGCUUCUUUUACUCUAUACUGUAGAAAGCUCACGACUAUUGAUCUCGGGGGUGCGUUGGAGCUCGGUUUUGGCCCAAGUGAGCGAUGUGCACGUUGAAUUUGACCGUUGACUACCCCAUCAAUCAAUGUUUCGUUCACCAAUAACUUCACACGUACUUGAGUCGAUUCCUUUGAGCUCUGUUGUUGCUGGCUUGACCGUCAUCGUUUUGCUUCUUGUGCGCCUGCUCAUAUUUUGAGUUUUCUAAUGAAAUAAUAUGUUUAGUAGCUGAAUUCAAGGGGCUUUAGUAGCCUGACUUUAGGGAACAUCUUGUUCCGCCCCCCGGAAGUCCAAAAGCCAACCGCCAAUCUGAUCACUGCAAUUUAUUUAACCAUCAAUUUAGAGAAUAGCGCUAAAAAUAUGAGCUGUGAGCUCUACUGCUGAUUUCCUACAAUCAUCUAAGAAUUUGUUCUGACCAUAUUUGGUCUUCUAGGUUUUAACCCUAAGCGACCAAGCUAUUUUAGCGACUAAAAUGACCGACUGGGGUCAUUUAUGACCUCACUAUUUUUUACACAGGAAUAUGUCUACUUUAGUGCCUUUUUUAUGCUUUCUUACCUAUUCCACUCCACUGCAUUUUAAGAUGGAUAUUCUAAAAUAACCUUCUUUUAUUACUCAUGGAUUUUAAUCAUUUUUGACUCAGAGCUAAAGUAAAACCAUAUGAACAAUAUGAUGCAUUGUAAGAACACAAUAACAUUUAUUUAGACACGCUUUGUCUGCCACUUUUUAAAAAACUUUAUUCCUUUUGUUUCCUCAAUAGUAAAUCAAAAGUACAUAAAAACAAAAUCUACUCAAACAUCGUGUCUGUAUGUGUGCAAUGUAACAUGCAGAGAACUAUUUAGAUUAGGAAGACUCUUAACUAUUUGCUUAGUUAAAUCCAAGUGGCGACCUAUUUUUAUUGGUCAGGCAGUGUAUAAAGAAUCUGUACAUAUUAUCAUAUCAAGCAGUGGAAGAUCUGGAUAGACUUCAGGAAAUAAACAAGAUACAGCACGCACAGCUAGUUCCUAUAAUGACUGAGAUAAGAACUUAAAGGUAAAGGUAGGGGCCUCAAAGGGUAGAGGUAUACACAGCGAUGGAAAAGCACUAUAAUACAAGCAAAGGUUGCAUCCAAAAUAUCCCUUCAGUUAAAUUUCUACCAAAGUGUUAUUAUCUACAAGCUUUAAAAGUAAACCUACUACAUCUGAUAAAAAAAAAAUAUUGUUAUAUGGCAUUACUAGACUGCUUUAGUGACGCAUCACAGUUGGAGCAGUAGUAAAGCAUGGGAGCAGGCCAAACUACUUUUAACCGCUUCAUCUACGGUUGGAUUUGAAAAAAAAGUUCAGAUACACAAAUCUGACAUUGCUCGAGUCAUUUUAUUUGUUAAAUUUGACCUCUUUGCGUAUCAAGUACUUAUUAAAGUGAAGAAACUAGUGCAUUUUUGUGAGGGAAAAUCACCAGUCUAAUCUUAAACGUUUGAAUGUAAAUUUGCAUCUAAAGACCAACUUGUCAAUAGAACUGUUAAAUAGAUGGAAAAUGUACGAUAACAUAAAGCACCAUUAAAUGGAAAUAAAUCAUGCUUAAAUGCAGUACUUGGCAAAUUUACUUGUUUGCUUUGGUAAAUUAUGUAAGAAAGGGACACUUAGACAUUGACCCAUAUGAGCUAUUGCAAAGUCAUUAUCCCAGCUUAGUCUUAUCUAUAUAGGCUACUGGUGAUUACUAUAGGUUUAACUAGGAGUCCAUGUAAAGCAAAGACGAUGAUUAUGACAAUUAAAAAAACUCUGCAACUUGCUAAUUUCGGACAAGCCUUGAACCAUAAGCCCGGCUUUGAACCUUAUCAUCCCUCAAAGGUCACACUGACAGCUCCUUGGAGGUCUGGCCAAACCAGGCCUCAAAGAGUCGCACCGGUCUGGGCGGGGAUAGCGUGUAUAUUAAAUCGCAGAAUAUCCUUCACCCUUACGGUUUUACGACCUGUGAUGCAAUUUGAGUUCAGUGUGCCAAUUUCAGGUGAUGAUUAUAAAUAACUCCAGCGCCUCGACCGCAGACUGGUUCGGCUGUAGGAGCUGCAGGGGACAGAAGUAGAGAAAAACCAGGCAAGAAAGCAAAGCAGCUGCAAUGGGAGUCGAGAAAAUGGAAGUGGAGGAUACGGAUUCUACUCUGAUGGAGACCGGCAAGAAACCGCCAGCGCCCAAACCUCCCAACAAAUUUGAGAGACUCUACCAGCCGUGCUUGGCUGAAAUCGUGGGCACCAUGUUCUUCGUUUUCAUCGGCUGCGUGUCCGUCAUCGAGAACCUUCCGGCAACUGGACGCCUGCAGCCCGCUCUGGUGCACGGAUUGGCUGUGGCAAUAUUGGUGGCUGUUAUGGACAACAUCAGCGGCUCCCAUUUCAACCCUCCCUUCACUAUUGCCAUCUACCUGUGUGGAGGAAUGGAGCUGAUGAUGGUGGGGCCCUACCUGGUCAGCCAGCUGAUUGGAGGAGUGCUUGGAGCGGGAAUGGCAAAGCUGAUGACCCCUCCAGACCGCUACCGCAACGCCACAGGAGCAGCUUUUGACAUCCUCAAGUCAGACGAGCACCUGUACAGGGCCCUCUUUGGCGAGGUGGCCAUGACCUGCCUGGUGACCAUGGUGGUGCUGCUGGUGGCGGUCAACGGCAAGACCAAAACCCCGCUGGCUCCGUUCCUGGUGGGCUGUACCGUCAUCAUCAACGUCCUGGCAGGGGCUGACGUAUCAGGGACGUGUCUGAACCCUGCCAGAGCUUUCGGUCCUGCUCUGAUGACCAACUACUGGUCCUACCACUGGGUGUACUGGGUGGGGCCCAUCUGUGGAGGAGUGGUGGCCGCGGCUCUGCUCAGGGUCGUCCUCGGUGAUAAUAAGUUACGAGUCGUUAUGAAAUGAUAACAGCUUUGCUGAAUCAUAUAAAGUCAUGUGAUGUGUUUGAUGUUGUUGUUUUUCCUCUCUCUCUCCUGUCGGUUUAUGCAAUGGAUGGAUGCCCUUUUUCAGUGUAGAAAUAAAGACAAAAUGGAUAAAGGAUCGUUUUCAAAACGUUUUUAACUGUAAAUGUUGCUGUUAUUUUACUGAUUUGCCCUGUUUUGCUACUUUAUAGAAACACGAAUUCACAGAAAAGGGUGUUCAUUUACAUGCUAAUUGCAAUAAAUAAAUAAUAAUUUAAAAAGUA